AUGGACUAUCUUCAAACAGAUGAAAGAGCAAAGAAACUUGAGUUGAGUAACAUAAGAGAUGUAUUGGAAUCACAGAAUACUUUCGCAACUAACGUGGUUGUCGUAACGGAUGAGAAGGACUAUGUGAAGUGCAGUAUACCACAAUGCUCAACUAUAAAUGCACCUUUAAAAAGUGGGAACGAUAUGGUGGACAAAUGUGUCUACAUCUUCUUGACUUUGUCUAAAGAAGUCGAGAAGUUAGGAUCAGAAGCCAGAGGACGAUUUUAUAACGGACUGUUGUUGUACGAAGACGGAUGUAAGUGAAAUAUAUAUUGUUUCAGUGAAAAAUGUGGCUUAAAAGGUUGUUUUAUAAGUUGAAAGUAAUGGGUUUACAUAGAAGUGUUAUGUCUGAUAUUGACAUUCGAUGUUUUAGGCGAUGAGAAGUCACAAACCGAGAUAAUUGAACUUAUGACGACUUAUUUUCCAUUUUUACAUGACUUGACAAAUUUUGUAGUACGAGUAAAGGAAGUUGCAUCUACUAUUAUCACGCAGUUGUACAUGUUCUUUCAAUUGAAGUAAGUUUUAAAAAAAUUUUUUUAAUAUUAAGUAAUCUUGCUUUUUAAGAUCUAAUACAAUUUGAUCAGUACUAUAAUCUUUAUAUUCAGAGAUAACCUGCUAGCUAAAGCGAAGGAGAGACCAAUGUGGAGAUUGUGGCGAUGUCUGGGAGAUGCUCUAGUUAUAUUGGCUACAAUACAAGAGAUUUUGGAGCACAAACCUGUAAUAUACGAUCAUUUUAAAGAGUAUCGAGACUCCAUAACAAUUGUAGCUCAGAAUCCAGGACAAUUUGAGUUGAAUUCAGAGAGAGAUCGGCUACAGUUACUUGUUGACUUGACUGGCAUUGUGGAACAAGAACUCUUCAGUGAUCUGAUACUGAAAGUAAGUUGUUUUACUUUUGUUAUACAUGUUAUAAAUAAAAAUUUUUUAAAUUUAUUAAAAUAUAGAUUAAAAGAUUUUCUGUUUUAUUUUUGAUGAAAAUGUCAUAAUCACUAUCUUGUUUUAGUCGUUCUGUGAGUCGAACAUUGAUGGAAUUUUCUCGAAGAACAAACAGUUUCUGGAACGAUUCAGGACCAUUAUCAGUGAUUCCUUGUACAAAUGGGACCAAGUGGCUCAAACUGACUUUCCUGAUCGACAAUGUCUGAUCGUACUGUGCAACCUGACUGUCUUCUACUCGCAUCUAACACACAGUAAUCCAGAUAAGAAGCUGAUUAAGCAGAUAUCUACAACUCAACGUCGCCUGAUAGGCUUCCAUCUUGUUGGUGACAUCAUCUUUAUGCCUUUGAUGUUUCUAAAUAGUAAUCUACAUUCAUCAUCAGUCAGACAUCUGGUUACACCAUCGUUGGACGAAGCCACGAAUCUGAUGUUGACUCAACAAUCAGAACAACUUCAGCGAGAGACUCAGCUGGCUACAGAGAUUGUGAACGAGUGGAAGGCCGAGACAAGGAAUGUCAUCAAGGAUUCAGGGAGCGGUUUAGGUAAUGGAACUGCCAACCAGCUGACAGUUCUCAGGCUUAAUGCUGUGUUAAAGGGAGCUAGACUGGCUGACAGAGUGGGUCGACUGGUCAAGUGCAUUCUGAAUGCUCAUCUCUUCAAAGAUCGACCAAUUUCUCGGUCGAAUGCCUUGUACCUAUUCAAGUUGAUAGAGAUCAUGAAGACGGUCAAAUUCACGAUGACAUAUUAUUGGAACGACGUCAUUGAGUGGAUUCAACAAGCAAAACAAUAUUGGAGUAAGAGUUUUGUCAGAAUCAUUGAAGGAAUCAGAAGUGUGAUGGGUAACAGUAGUAAGAACGAUCCCUACUACCUUGAUGUGUUGUCGUCUUUACAACUGGCAUCGUUGUAUGUCAGUAACUCAACAUCGAAACAAGCUUUGAUGGCUUCUGGGAUGGCUUUGGAUAUGGCGAACUAUUUGGUAUGUUUUGUAUACGUCGUAUAACGAUAAGUCGUUGGUUUUAACUUUUUUGUGCAUAAUAAUUUUUAAAUGUUAUAUGCUUAUACCUUACUUUUGUAGAAGAACUUGCGUAAUUCUGAGAUCUUGGAAGUAGAUGAGAUCAUGGUACGAUUGGAUUCAAUUUGUAACAUUGAGGAUAUACUCGAUCGUGUUACCGGCUGCUCUUUUCUUUACUUCCAUAGAGAAUUGACCAGUAUUUACCUGGAGGCGUUGAUCACAAUGGAUUUGAAUGUUGAUGGAGUUAAGGUAAGGUUAGAGGUUGGAUGAUAUGUUGUUUUAGAAGUUUUUUGACGCCUUGGGAGAUUCCAUGGAUGUUAUGAAGGACUGCAGACACAAACCGGUUGAUAAACUAGUCGAUGAGUUUAGAAACGGCGUUUUUGCUUUGGUCGAUGAAGUGAGUAUUGUUAUUUGGGGUCAUAACGAUCUAUUUUGGGCUUUGCUUUAGGUUUAUUAAGGGCGUAAUUGAAACAGGCUUAAGCUUUGUUUCACUUUUUAAAUGAAUGCACUUUUAAGACUUUGGUAGAGAAGUUGUCUACAAUGAUUGAGAACGAUCUCCGAGUCCUGGCCCAUUCACGGCAGAACAUUGACGAAGACUUCAUCGAAACAGAAGUCUUCAAGACCAAGAAGGCGAAGAACGUCUACCUUUUCGAGAAUCAAGAAAAAUUCCAAAGGAUUCGAGAGUUGAUAGAAAUGGAGCCAUUGGUACUGUGUGGUCGACAGCUUCAUUUGAAAGAGAAGGUGGAGCACAGUAUCCAGAAGGUCUUCUACGAGCUUACUGUGGUGGCGCUCCACGAUUCAGAAACCUAUGCUCAGAUGAGGCUACUGGCUAAGAAGAGGUACAACCUGCAGCUACUGGACAGCUACCUUCCUCACAUGGUGAUCGACCAGGGAUUGGACAUAUUGAAAGUGGCAGCGAGUUUGGACAGUUUUGUUGAGAAUUACUGCUACGAUCUGAAAGAACAUGUAAGUUGGAGGUAUUAUAGUGGCUUCUUUAUGGUGUUACAGUAUACCUUGUAUUCAAAACAUAAUGAUGAAGUAUUUUUUGAGUUUAAAAAUAACAUGUUAUACAUGGAAUCUAAAUUAUAUUACAAUUUGUAAGUGUCACAUUCUGGGUAUUGCUUCAAAUUUACAUUGUAGUUAAUAGUAGUAGAAAGCUGCUUUGUUAUGAUAGUGAACUACCUUACAUUCAACUACCAUUACACAUCAAGUAAUUGCUUUUCCAAUACAAAGCAGUCGAUAUUAAUAGUCUUUUUGUUUGAAAUGACAUUAUGAAAUGCAGUUAUUAGCAAGAUGUACAAUUACUUUGGCUGUUUAUAGAAACAUAUACUAUACUCUUUAUAUACAAAGACGUAACGUAGGAAUCAAGAUAUAAAAAUAAAUAGCUUUACAAAGUAACAUAUACAUCACUAUAAGGUAUAGUAUGAAGCAAUACGAAACAUAUAAGACAAUAUAUUAGCUAAUAAAAGCCCAUGUAAUUCCUGGUAUUGCAGGCGUUUUACGAGAAAAAGUCGGCGACAAAGAUGUUGAAUGUGAUGCGAGUGGAGAACGUGGUAUCGUCGAUUAAAACCCGCGGCAUGGGGGUUGUUCACAAUACGGUAGGGAUUAGGCCAGAUUAAGGGUGAUCUUUGUGUUUGUAGUUGAAUGUUGCCUAUACUUUGCUCAAGAAGAAACUCAAACUACUGUCCCAGUUGAUGUUCACCGAACAGAUCAAGUUGCAGUUAGUCAAAGACAUACGACAUUACAGGGACAACAUAGACGAGCUCGAUCAAAUGGUAAUUUUUAGUUAUAUUGGGAGUUUAAAGGAGUUACAUAGAAAUUAUACUAUGGGGAUUGCGGUUAUAGUAGAAAGGUAAUAGUUGUUUUAAAUGAAUCACAUUCAAGAUAAUAUGUGUUACAGUACCCAGUGCGAAGAGCCGAGAAGUUCAACGCCUCGGUAGGCAAACUUGGCACAGCUCCAAAUGGCAGAACAUACCUAGAUGCAUUCAGACAAGUAUUAAUCGAAAUUGGGAAUACGCUAGGCUUUGUUCGUAUGUUACAGUCAGCUAUACUGAGUGUCAAUUGUUUUACUGCCGAGUUCGAUGGUACUGAUGACGACGAGACUGUGGCUGGGCCUAGUAAUCCCUUGAUUACAUUCUACGAUUGCCUCAGUAAUGCGAUGACACCUUUUCUGAAGGAAAGUGACUACAUUCAGGUAUGGAUACGUAUAUUCACGUAUUUAUAACAUAAUAUAGUUAUAUUCACGUAUCACAUCAUAGCAUCAUUCAAAGUACUCAAGGAUAAUUUGUCAGUUGGGUGAUAUUGUAGCCAGAAGCUUACACUUUGUUAUUGCAUAUCUUGGUACAAAAAACAAGUUUGUAUCCUGCUUUUUUGUGCCAUAAUGUAAUAAGGUCCUUCUUUGGUAAUAUUGUAGGAUAUCUUCAACUACAAUUGACUUUUUAUUAUGUUAUUGCAAGUUGUGAAACCUAAUGUGUAAACAUUGUGCCACUUCAGCUGAUGUGUCAAGUGUUCUCCAAAGAGUUGAGGAACAUGGACCGCUUCUCUCACCUCCGCAACCUGUUCAUCUUGAUCCCGCCCUUGAGUAUCAACUACGUCGAGUACCUCUUCUCAUCCAAAACAAGGUCCUUGAAGACCAAUGCUCCUGACCAUGAGCUGAUCUUUGUGGAAGACGGCUUUCCGAUGGGUGUAGCCUUUGUGAUGUCAUUGCUGAAUCAAGAUUACUUCUUUGAUUCGCUGAACUGGUUUGACUCAGUAAAGAACAACCUGAAUGGAGCUACUCAGAAUACACAGAAAGAAGAGCAGAAUGCUCUCAAAAACAAGGAUAACUUCUUUGCUCAGACCUUGGCCAUCAGGUUGGCCAGGUUUCAAGAGAUCGACGCUGAGUUCGACUACUUAAAGUACAAUUUACAGUCGGCCAGGAUGUUGUUCAAAUCUAGUCAGGCGAAUGAGAGUGAUGAUGAGCAUUUUCUAGAAGAUGCUGACUUCUAA
Molecule: messenger RNA, 4969 nt
Organism: Bursaphelenchus okinawaensis
Lineage: Eukaryota; Metazoa; Nematoda; Chromadorea; Rhabditida; Aphelenchoididae
Source: the annotation of a GenBank genome assembly